AUGGUCCAACAGGGGUUCAAGGUGGUUACCUGCCAGCGGUUUUUCCCCUCACGAAAGGGGUCCCACUAUAUCUGGGUUCAAUGCCCUAACCAGCAGCCCAUGGAGCAACCCAGGCUCACCCCCACCCACCACAUCCAGACUGCAGUCGAUGAGGUGAUCCAAGCAUGGGAGCAGGCCCAGGCGCAGGCUAAGGCCCAGCAGACCGUCCAGGCCAGCGAGCUCACUGAUGCCAACCCGUGGCUGCGGAUGACGGGGUGGGCCAACUACCUCCAGGGUAACCAGGCAAAUGACCUGCUUGCCUGCGUGGCAGCCCCCGAGGAGGAACCCAGAGAUGCCACUGAGCAGCGCGUGCAGGUGAUCUGGGAUACCAUGGAGCAGGUCGCCCGUAAGAGCCAGCGGUCGGUCCAGCGAUGCGGCCAGGCCAUCCGGGUGGAAGCCGUCCGGUCUGAAAAGGGGCAGACCCCAUACCGGCUGCUGCUGGCAUACAUGAAUGAGGCUGCUAUCAAGAAGCAUGCCAGCCCCAAAUAUGGGAUGACCGCACGGCAGCGCAAGAAAUGGCGGCAGCUAUGGCAGCUGGCGGGCCAGGCCCCCCAGAGCAGCCCCGAUCCCAUGGAUACCGAGAUGGACGACCCGCAGCGGGGUGCGUGGGCCAUGACCAACAUGGAAAAGGCAUGCUUGGAGUUUUGUACUGAGUUACUGAACCAGCGCCAUCGCAGCCAUGAAUAUGAGAGUGUAUUAAUCAUCCAGACGUGGGAGAAGAAGGACCAGAGUGCUGAAUGGGUGUUAGCCAGCGCAGAUGAUACAUUAGGGGACAUUGAUGAGGGGUAUGACAGUGAUGACGCCAUCAUAACCUAA
This is a messenger RNA of Aspergillus thermomutatus, 855 nucleotides long. RefSeq lists its product as uncharacterized. The transcript is spliced from 3 exons. Lineage: Eukaryota; Fungi; Ascomycota; Eurotiomycetes; Eurotiales; Aspergillaceae. The record is from RefSeq and is a predicted model, not a curated record. Bases 1 to 855 code for a protein of 284 amino acids.